Messenger RNA from Dictyostelium purpureum, 2274 nucleotides. RefSeq lists its product as uncharacterized. Bases 1 to 2274 code for a protein of 757 amino acids. Gene Ontology annotation, biological process: positive regulation of DNA-templated transcription, elongation; mRNA export from nucleus. Gene Ontology annotation, molecular function: mRNA binding. The record is from RefSeq and is a predicted model, not a curated record. Gene Ontology annotation, cellular component: THO complex part of transcription export complex. The transcript is spliced from 3 exons. Lineage: Eukaryota; Evosea; Eumycetozoa; Dictyosteliales; Dictyosteliaceae.
AUGGUUAAAGAUGAUAACAAUGAUGUCGAAUUCAAAGAUAUAAAUAACUCUAGCAAUGGAGAAUCGGGUCAUAAUGGUAAUGUGGCAACAACAGCGAAAGUAGUCUAUGAUAUAAGUUCGAAUAUAGCAGAUUCACUUUCAAUUUCAAAUCGUAUAAAAAACAAAUGCCAAGAGUUAAUAUUAAAUAAAAAGAAUUUGGGCGUAAUUACACAGGAUGAAGAGUCAAAUAAUAUAAUUUCAACAUUACUGUCCUCUUUAGAAGUUGAUUUUAUGGAUAUUAGAAAAUCGAUGAGAGAUACCUAUUUAGAUUCCGAAUAUAACAAAGCAAAAACAAAUGAAGAAAAGGUCAAGUUAGAGGCACUUAAUUUAACCUAUCAAAAUAUUUUAUAUGAAAAAUAUCAUUUAGAAAAAGAAAUUAACUCAUUAAAAGAUUUCAACAUUGACCAAUUUAAACCAGAGUUACUACCAAUUGAAACAUAUAAUUCAAAAGUUCAAGAUAUUUCAUAUAAUACAACAUUUAAAUCAGAACCUAUCGACACAAAUGAUAUCGAAUUAAAUGAGCAUAAUAAGCUAGUUAAUAGAUUAAAUUUUGAAAUUUAUGAAAGAAAUAGAAUGAUUGAACAAUUUAAUAAAAUUCAAAGAGAUAAAAAAUUACUUUUAGGAUUAAACAAUACAAAACAAGAAUUCCUAUCUUCAUUAUCAAAGAAUCUAUCAGUAAUUUCGACAAAGAUAGCACCAGUUCAAAAUUCAUUAAUCAAAUCAAUUACAUCUAUUAAUAAUCCACCUCUAAUGUCAAAGAGAACCGCAUCAUUUAACUCUACAUUCGAACAAACAGUUUUUAAUUUACCAAAGCCACUAUAUGUACUUUAUUAUACUGUAAACUCAUUUUUACAAUCAAACAAAACAACCAAUAACAACGGAGCUAAAAGCCCCUCAUUAAGAAUCAAAGGGGAUAUGGAAAAGGCAAUUAAAUUUAACAAAGAGUAUGUAGAAAAACAAACACCAGAUAAUGAAACCAACGAAGAACAACCAAAUGAAGAAGAUCAAUAUUAUUAUAUUCACCCAUUAUCAGUUUUAUUGGACUACACCAUUUUAGAUACCAAAACAACUUUACAAUUUCGUUGGAACUGGUCAAAAAAUGUAGUACUUUGCAAAACCCUAGGCCAUUCAGAUUACUAUCUAUUCAAUAUAUUCCCAAAUGAUAAUGGCUUUUCAAAUUAUACAAAUGGAAUUGAUAUUCCACCCCUUUCAAUAUCUUCACAAUUUGCUUCACCAUUUACAUCCCCAACACCAUUAUCACCAAAACCAAUCAAUAAUAAUAGUACCAGUAAAAGAAAUAACUUUUUAGCACCAUCACCUUUACCACCUCUAUCACCACCUUCAUCUUUAGGUAAACCUUAUAAGUGGGUCCAAGUUUUAUGUGGUUUAUUACCAUGUAAAUUUAUUCAAAUUGAAUCAUCAAAUCAAAAAUUCGAAUCGACUGAUCAAUGGUCAAUAACUUCAGAAAUUAUGAAUUCAAUUUUUAAAAGACUUGAAACUAAAAUUUCAUUUGAAAAACAAAUUGGCUAUUUAAAAACACAAACUUUAUUAUAUCCAACCUUAAAUAUACAAUCCACUUUAUCAGUACCUUCUUCAUCAUCAUCCUCCUCUUCCUCAUCAUCAUCCAAAGCCUCAUCAUCAUCAUCAUCAUCAUCUGACAAAAGUAGUAGAGAUAAAGACAAAAGUAGAGAUGAUAAAAGAGAUAAAGUUAGUAUCAGCCAAAGCAAUAGUAGCAGUAGCAGUAACUUAUUUAUAAAUAAUGAUAAUAGCGAAUAUCCACCAAUUAAAUUCAUAUCAAUUCAAGUAGAAUCAUGCCCAAAUGAUUUAAUAGGGUCAGAUUUUAUUAAACUACUAUUUAAUAAUAGUAUUGUAGAUAUUGAUGUAUUGAUUAUUGUUCCAUACGACUAUCCAAUAGUUCCACCAACAUUCCAAAUCAACAGUUCAAAAUCAAAAGAUUAUAAAGAAACCCUUACCAACCAUAUUAUACUAUUACAAAAAGAACAAAUUCAACAGUUGGAGACCUACUUUAAUUCACAAUUUAUUUAUCAAAAUAGUCACUUAGAAUGCAAUAACGAAAUGUUCCGACAAAUGAUUAUCAGACUAAAAGAUAUUUUAGAAUUUUUAUCUAGCGACCCAAGAAUUAUAAAAUCAAAAUGUCAGAAUAGAUUUUCAAAAGGUAAAUUAAGAUCAUUACCGCUCCAAUUCGAUUCAAAAACCUCACUUUGGAAACAUUAA